CCCCGCCCCCUCGCAGUGGGCGGGGCCUGGGGCUCGUGGGGCCCGUGGGGCGGCUGUUCUGGCACGUGCUGGGGGGCGGGGCCGAAGCCGAGGCGGAGCCGCGAGCGCCACUGUGAUUCACCAUCGCCUUCGAGGGACCCGCCCGGGGCCCCGUGUGCCGGGAGCGCCACCGACAGCCAGGAGUGCCCGGGGCUGCAGCCCUGCCCCGUGGACGGCGCGUGGGGGGCGUGGUCAGCGGCCACGCCCUGCCCGGUCACGUGCGGGCUGGGCGGGGUCACGUUGCGCCGCGCGUGCGACGCCCCUCCCCCCCAGCACGGCGGCCGCGCCUGCGCAGGAAAAGACACCCGGCGGGGGGUCUGCGGGCCCGUCGGGGCCUGCCCGGAGGUGCUGCACUGGGGGCCGUGGGGCCCCUGGAGCCCCUGCACCCGCCCGCUCUGGGAGUCCAUCGCCUGCAAGAGCACGGUGGGGCAGCAGCGGCGCACCCGGGCGUGUGUGGGGCACGGCCAGGGGGGGCCCUCGUGCCCCGCCGAGGAGGGGCUCGGCACCAUCCACGUCCGUGCCUGCUACAACAUCCAGAACUGCCUCCUGCGUGGGAACUGGUCAGACUGGAGCCCCUGGGGGCUCUGCACCCCCCCGUGUGGGACCAGCCCCAUGCGGAGCCGCAGCCGGGAGUGUCAGGCCACCUACCCCUCCUACAAGCUGACGGUGACAAACGUGGGCAGCAGCGGGAGCAGGAACGUGACGUUCUGGGGGACGCCGAGGCCGCUUUGCGAGCCCCUGUUGGGGCAGAGGCUGCGCCUGGAGGAGACCCGGCCCUGCCUGCACGUCCUGCCCUGCCCCCCCGACGAGGAAUGAGGCUCCCGAUGACCUCGUGGGACGCUCCUCGGACCCCAAACUCGCCUGGAUUUCCCCCGAAACGCGCUUGGCUCCUCCCCCCGACCGUUCCCCCUAAUAAAGACCCGGCACUGAA
Molecule: messenger RNA, 970 nt
Organism: Corapipo altera (White-ruffed manakin)
Lineage: Eukaryota; Metazoa; Chordata; Aves; Passeriformes; Pipridae
Gene: CFP
Product: complement factor properdin
Exons: 6
Source: RefSeq, a predicted model, not a curated record